AUGGAGUCGCGCGCGGCGACCAUGCGCGCCCUCCAGGCCACCAUUGAGGCGACCCUGGAGUCGUUCGAGGUACGAUAUUCUGCCAAAAACGAUCAGGCUGCCAUUCCCAACCUGCGCCCGGCGCGACCUCGCGCAGGUCUAGGCAGUGCACUUCGAAUCAAGUCGGCGUCUCAGCGCAUGACAGAACUGCAAACGGACGGCAAUCCCCUUGAGGGCUGGUGGUCUUUCUUGAACCUUCAGCUCGACAGUCUCAAGGGCCCCUGCCAACAUCUUCUGCGUUUCUACAAGACAGGAAUUGAACGCAUCGAUCAAGAGCGCUACCGCGACCAAGAACUCUACGUUCAACUCUGGCUCGAAUAUGCGCGCCUGGCCAUGGCCUGCGGUGACGCUGAAGAGGCUGGCUUCACUUUCCAGCAAAUGCAGCAAGAUAGCAUUGGUCGUGGCUUCCGGCAUUUUCACACCAUUUGGGCAGAAUUUGAAGAAAGCCAAGGCCAUACGGGCCGGUCGCUCGAAAUUCUGCGCAAGGGGCGCACCGCUCGAAAACCCUCCAGCGAAAUUGUGGCCCGCGAAUCCCGAUUCAAAUGCUUGCUGGAGACCCCAACCUCCUGCAUUCGUUGCGGAGGGCGCUCCAAACGCUACAACAACGACCAAUCCACCGACCCCACACCCAUGAAGCGGCCCGCCCCUACCCGGCAAGCCACUCGCCGCCAAGCAGCCAGCCGUGCUGCUGCAUUUGGUCCACCCCAGCGGGUCCCGCUCAGCACCUCCAUUGUGGAGGAGGAAGACGACGACGAGGAUAAAGCCAACGCCAAAGAACAAGCUCGCCCACACAACCACAGUCGCAGCUCGAAAGAAAGCGAAGCCCUUAUGAACGAUGACCUGGGACUACCCAGCGUGGAUCCCGUGAAAGCGCGACUGGCUCAGGCCUUGAGCGCCAACACCUCGGCGGCAAACCUGUCCAGCGACAGCAAUCUACCUCACCUCACCACCUCAAGUCUCGGUAGCAAUGGCAGUCGCCUCAGCAUCUCGUCCGUAGGCAGUGCUGAUGACGCCACCAACAAUGGUUCUGGUAGUGACAACAGCUUUUCUGACAUCCAGCCCGGUCGGCAUGCGCGGGACCCAGAACGUCGCACCGGAGCCAAUCGCCCCUCGGGCUUGCAACACUGCGAUGCCCCCGUGGACAGGCCACACUCUUCCCCACGGGCCCCGCUGGAAGCACCCAUGCCCGCGCCGGCACCUCACAGCGCUGCUGCCGGCGCGCCCAAACGUCAGCAUGCUACGCUGACGGUUCGACCCGAUGUUGACGAAGACCCACUCCCACCACCGCUACCCAUGGCAUCCACUUCCAAACAAGCCACCGCUGUUUCAAGCCCGGGGAAGGGGCAGGCGCACGGGCCCACAACCGCUGCCCCUGGACCAACGGGUGACACAGUCAAGUUCUCGCUCAAGUCGCGAGUUCAUGAGGUGCAAGCUCGCGAUGAACUGCCCAUCGCCACCCCCAUGGGCGUGCCACGGCCCAAGUCUCGCCACCAAACCGCGCUUCCUGCCCCAUCCACUGUUGAAGCCGCCCCGCCCGUGGCGCGUCGCAUGGCCUCUGCCGCCGCCACGCCCUCAGCGGCGCCCGCGUCCAUGCGUCAUCAACCCGUCUCCGAUGAGUUUGUGCGCAACAUGGAAACCGUAUCGGUGGCUCAGCGCCCAUACAUUAAGUUGGAGCAACUUGGUAAAGGUGGCUCCUCGCGCGUCUAUCGCGUACUCGAUGCUGAGCACGCCAUGCUGGCGCUCAAGGAGGUCGAUUUGCGCGACGUGGACGCGGCCACCGUGGCCAGCUUCAAGAAUGAGAUUCACUUGCUCGAGCGACUGCAGGGUGAGCCCAACAUUAUCUGCCUCGUCGAUUGGGAGCACGACGAGGUGGCCAAGGUGCUGCGCAUCGUGAUGGAGUGUGGAGACGUUGACCUCGCGAGGAUGCUGCAGACGCAACGCGCUGCACGGGCCUCGAGCCGUGGCGCAGAGUUGCCCGUGAUCGACGAAAAUCACAUUCGCCUGUAUUUUCAACAAAUGCUCGAGGCCGUGGGGGCUGUGCACAGGCAACAGAUUGUGCAUAGCGAUCUUAAGCCGGCCAACUUCCUCUGCGUCAAAGGCGCACUCAAGCUGAUUGACUUUGGUAUUGCCACAGGCAUUCAGGAGGACCAUACCAGCGUGAUGCGUGAUGCGCAGAUUGGCACGGUCAACUACAUGUCCCCCGAGGCCAUUGCUGGGACCAUGGGCGAUGGCGCUUGUCUCAAGGUUGGUCCAGCCAGCGACGUCUGGUCCCUCGGGUGCAUUCUUUACCUGAUGGUCUAUGGCAAGACGCCGUUUCAGCACAUGCCAGUGCUGCAAAAGCUGCAGCGCAUUCCCGACGCCAAGCACGCGAUUGAGUUUGAGCCCCUGGCCAACCGAGACCUCUUGGCCGCGCUGCAAGCCUGUUUACAGCGCAACCCUAAGAAGCGACCAACGAUCGAACAAUUGCUGGCCCAUCCGUUUUUGCAUCCUGGCACCGCCGCUGGACCGGCGCUGCAAACGCCGCGCCGUGAUAGGAGCCACAGCCGUCUGGGUGGGGCCGUGCCCUACGCGGAGUUGGACGGUGAAUCCACAGCCACCGUGACCCAAGCGCAACUCAUGCAGCUCCUCAGCCAGGUGCGCCAGCUGGACGUGCAAUGUUCCCCUGGGCGCUUGUCGCGUCGUAUUUUCCGCCAGCUCCAGCAAGGCGUCACGAUGGAGUCACUCAAUGUGGCAGCAACCCCGGCACGGCCGCGAGCUGGACCGACAGGAGCCGCACCCCUGCGCACCCCGUUGGGCAAGCUCGAUGGAAACAGCAUGCGACCCAACACGGGCAUGAAGCGUGGCAAGGUCAAGCUUCAGACCGCCUCGCCCCUCGUUCUCGGUGCCUACACUACCACCCUGGGACAGUCGGGGCUGCGAGAGCAGACCAAAACACGACCCAUAGAGAAAGAUUACGCCUUGUGCUUGCAUCUUGAGCCAACUAAUCGAUUCACGUACCGCUACCCAAACUGUCGACCCAACUGCAGCAAUGACCCCACGAUCCUCGUGUGCUCCACCGUUCCCCAUCCCACCUUCUCUUCUUCUCGCGCCCUCGCUCUCUCGACUUUACACACCCUGGCUCUCGCUCUCUACCUCUCUCGCUCUCUCUCUCUCUCUCUAAACAACAACAACAAAAAUAACGAAAACACCAUCAUGCACACAACUCUAUAUUAA
Monosiga brevicollis MX1 is the source of this 3252-nucleotide messenger RNA. RefSeq lists its product as uncharacterized. Gene Ontology annotation, biological process: mitotic spindle assembly checkpoint signaling; peptidyl-serine phosphorylation; chromosome segregation. Gene Ontology annotation, molecular function: protein serine/threonine kinase activity; protein serine/threonine/tyrosine kinase activity; ATP binding. The record is from RefSeq and is a predicted model, not a curated record. Gene Ontology annotation, cellular component: spindle; kinetochore; nucleus. Bases 1 to 3252 code for a protein of 1083 amino acids. The transcript has 7 exons. NCBI's taxonomy places the organism in Eukaryota, Choanoflagellata, Craspedida, Salpingoecidae.